GCGCUUCGUCUCCAGCAAAUCGCUAUGGAGCUCGGUCUGCCAGCACUAUACAUAGUGGAUUCUGGUGGCGCAUUUUUACAUACUCAAGCGGAAUCCUUUCCCGAGAAAUUCGGCCGCAUUUUCAGCAACGAGGCGAAAAUGUCUGCCCAGGGGUACCCUCAACUGGCUGCAGUAGUGGGUAUGUCAACUGCAGGUGGAGCUUAUGUAAGUCGUAUACA
This is a messenger RNA of Perkinsus marinus ATCC 50983, 218 nucleotides long. RefSeq lists its product as hypothetical. The transcript is spliced from 3 exons. Gene Ontology annotation, cellular component: methylcrotonoyl-CoA carboxylase complex. The record is from RefSeq and is a predicted model, not a curated record. Lineage: Eukaryota; Perkinsozoa; Perkinsida; Perkinsidae. The annotation marks the transcript as partial. Gene Ontology annotation, molecular function: methylcrotonoyl-CoA carboxylase activity. Gene Ontology annotation, biological process: L-leucine catabolic process.